AGGAAACGUCAAACACUCCCUAGCAUCGGCCAAUCGUCAACUCGCGGGGGCGGUCUGUGCUCUACCAAUAUUCCCACGUGAUUCUCCUCAGUAGUUCCCAGGCGGUCACAUCGCAGUGGCGGAGACGAUGGAUCGGAGGGUGUGGUUGUGCGUUGUCAUGGCGACAGGCGUCCUUUGCCUCAGCCUGGCCCCCAUCUGUCGAGCACAGGACCUGGAUGAGGAUGACAUGGACGUGGAGGAUGACAUGGACGUGGACAUGGUGGGAGCUGACGAGGAGCUGGAGGAGGACCUGCACCACGAUGCCGCGCCUCCUAAAGCCCCACCCACUCCUAAAGUGACCUACAAGGCUCCAGAGCCCAAGGGAGAACAUUUCUUUGCUGAGUCUUUCCACCGUGGAACGCUUGACACUUGGGUGCUGUCCAGCGCCAAGAAAGACGACACAGAUGAAGAUAUCGCCAAGUAUGAUGGGGUGUGGGAGGUGGAGGAGAUGAAGGACAGCAAGCUGCCCGGUGAUAAAGGUCUGGUCCUCAAGUCUCGAGCCAAACAUCACGCCAUUUCUGCUCAGCUGCUGCGACCUUUCACCUUUGACACCCAACCGCUCAUCGUUCAGUACGAGGUCAACUUCCAGUCCGGUAUCGACUGCGGCGGUGCUUAUGUCAAGUUGCUAACUCAGACGCCUGAUCUGGACCUGGACCAGUUUGUGGACAAAACUGCGUACACCAUCAUGUUUGGACCAGACAAAUGCGGCGAGGAUUACAAGCUGCACUUCAUCUUCCGACACAAGAAUCCCACAACUGGAGAGUAUGAGGAGAAACACGCUAAGAAGCCGGACGCGGACCUGCGCACGUACUACACUGACAAGAAGACACACCUCUACACACUGGGUGAGACACUCUCACACGCAUUCAGUGGCAGAGCAGGUGAGGCUCAUUUGCGUCUCCCCCUCGCAGUGGUGAACCCAGACAACACCUUUGAGGUGCUGGUGGACCAGACAGUGGUGAACAGCGGAAACCUGCUGACAGACAUGAGUCCCCCAGUUAACCCACCCGCCGAGAUCGAGGACCCCGAUGACCACAAACCCGAGGACUGGGAUGAAAGGCCAAAGAUCCAAGACCCGGACGCCGUCAAACCCGAAGAAUGGGAUGAAGACGCUCCCGCUCAGAUUCCAGACGAAAACGCGGUCAAACCAGACGGCUGGUUGGACGACGAGCCGGAGUACAUCGGCGACCCCGACGCUGCCAAACCUGAAGACUGGGACGAGGACAUGGAUGGGGAGUGGGAGGCACCUCAGAUCCCUAACCCCGCUUGCGAGGCGGCGCCAGGCUGCGGGGCCUGGAAGAGACCGAUGAUUGACAACCCUGACUACAAGGGCAAGUGGAAGGCCCCCAUGAUUGACAACCCCAGCUACCAGGGCGUCUGGAAGCCCAGAAAGAUCCCCAACCCGGCAUUCUUCGAGGACCUGCACCCGUUCAGGAUGAGCCCGUUCAGCGCUGUCGGACUGGAGCUGUGGUCCAUGACCUCCGACAUAUUCUUUGACAACUUUUUCAUUACAAAUGACCGCAACGUGGCCGACCGCUGGGCCACUGACGGCUGGGGUCUGAAGAAAGCUGCAGAGGGUGCUGCUGAGCCUGGAUUGGUGGCUCAGAUGCUGAACGCCGCAGAAGAGCGUCCCUGGCUCUGGGUCGUCUACGUCCUGACUGUGGCCUUGCCCCUCAUCCUCAUAGUUGUCUUCUGCUGCACGGGAAAAAAGAAAAGUGAGGCCACGCCAGCAGCAGAGUACAAGAAAACAGACCAAGCUCAGCCUGAUGUGAAGGAGGAAGAAGACGCUGAGGACGACAAGAGCAGCCCAGAAGGCGAGGAGGGCAGCGGCAACGAGGAGAAUCCUGAAGAGAAAGAGGAAGUAGAAGCUGAGAAGGAGGAAGAGCAGGAUGAGGCGACGGUUGAUGAGAAGUUGGAGGAUGAUGUUCUGCGGAGAUCUCCCAGGAACAGGAAGGUCAGAAAGGACUGAUGACUCUAGAGCAGCCCUGACCUUGGUGACCGCCACGCCCCUUCCCUCUUAAUAUUCCCCCCACUACUCCCCCACCCACGUCUCCCUCCUCUCGUGCUCCUGCGGUCCGAGGCCAGGAAGCCUGAAGUUGGAUGUGGAUGGGAAAAGAUUCCAGACCUCCAGUAUGUGGAAGACACAUGAUUCCAAGUGUGAACAGUAAAAGAGUUGGCGUCCUUUAAGAGUUUAGUUUUGAUCCCAGUUCAACCAAAACUUCCUACAUCAUUCCUUCGCAACAGACGAGCAGAAACACCCAGCACCACCCUGAACCACCAGCCCCUCCCAUGAGCAACCUGACAUUUAUUUUUUUUUUAAUUUUUUGGUAAUAUGAGGUGCAAGCUACUAAUUAGCCUGAAUUACGACCUUGCAGGCAAGCUUGGACUGAGCCGACAACCCCUUUGACAACUCUUAAUGAGACGUCAGGCAUCCAUGAGCAGCUUGACCCAAACUCUGGAAAUCUUAAUCAAUUAGCAAGUCAAGAUGAAGGCUACAGAAGUGGGCACUGGUGAUGUCGCGGCUUGAGAACAUAAAAUAGCUGGCAGGCUAACGAUAACAUAAAUCAUUUAGAAAACAUUCCUGCUCCUUCAGCCACCUUUCCCUGCUCUUCGCCUGCAGGACCGUUGGAACGAUGCCGGGAAGUAAACGUUGCAGUUUGAUGUGUGUUGUCUGCCGUACUUGUCACAUCACCACAUGCCUCGCUGAUUGGAAAUAAUUUAUGAUUAGAAAACUGACGUUUUAUUUGGAUUUCAAAGGCUGAAGCGUUCAAAAGUCAUCAAAAAGGUCAGUGGAGCUCUGCACUGACAGGCUGCUGGUGGAACAGGAAGUGAAUGUUGGAAGGUGUUGAGAAGGGAGGAGUUGAAAAAGAUGCAUCAUGUUUGAGGUGUUUCUCUGCAUCCUGGAACAUCCCCCCCAUCGUAAUUGUCCCCCCCUCCCCUUAGCUAGCGAGCUAGUUAGUUAGGUUUGCCUUGGCGGUGGUAUCGUGUUUUCUUGUGUCCAUGUGAAGCAAGCGGCCAACUAACAGACUGAAUACUGUAUCAGAUCCACUCUGUAGCUCUGCUGCUUGCUCACUUUUUUUAAGAAAAAAUAAUUCUUUUUAUGUUUGAAAUGGCUCCGCCUCUUCCUGCUGAGAUGCUGCUGGAAGGUCCAACUUUGACUAGAAAUACUGUGACACAAGCUGAUGUGUGCACUCAGCGUUGUUUUGAUGAAUAAAAAGGCCAAAUGGAACCGGAAGCAAA
Doryrhamphus excisus (bluestripe pipefish) is the source of this 3279-nucleotide messenger RNA. RefSeq names its product calnexin (gene canx). The record is from RefSeq and is a predicted model, not a curated record. Gene Ontology annotation, cellular component: endoplasmic reticulum; endoplasmic reticulum membrane. NCBI's taxonomy places the organism in Eukaryota, Metazoa, Chordata, Actinopteri, Syngnathiformes, Syngnathidae. Gene Ontology annotation, biological process: ERAD pathway; protein folding. Gene Ontology annotation, molecular function: calcium ion binding.